Molecule: messenger RNA, 579 nt
Organism: Insectozyma verbasci
Lineage: Eukaryota; Fungi; Ascomycota; Pichiomycetes; Serinales; Debaryomycetaceae
Source: the annotation of a GenBank genome assembly
AUGAGUGAUCCAAUAAAUGCUAAUCCUACAAUAAUAGACAUUUCAAAUUUACCUUCUAGAAUAAAUAAUGAUAAAGAAUUAGAUAAGAAUAAACAACUAAUCAAUAAAAUUACAUCAUUGUCUUUAAUAUCAAAUGAAAAUCCAGAAUUAAUAGAUGAUUCAACAUCAGAAGAAAGUGAAGAAGAUGAGGAAGAAGAUCCAAUAGAUGAACAAGAAAUAUUUGAUCUUAUUUCAAGUAUAUCUGAUCCUGAACAUCCUUUAACUUUAGCUCAACUUGCCGUGGUAAAUUUAUCAGAUAUUGAAUUAAAACAAGUUGGUAUUUUAACUGAAGUACUCAUAAAGAUCACACCAACUAUAACUCAUUGUUCAUUAGCGACACUUAUUGGCUUGGGUAUUAGAGUCAGAUUGGAAAGAAGUUUACCUGCUAGAUUUAGAAUUAAAAUUUUAAUUAAAGAAGGUACUCAUCAAUCAGAAAAUCAAGUUAAUAAACAAUUAAAUGAUAAGGAAAGAGUUGCUGCUGCUUGUGAAAAUGAGCAAUUAUUGAGUGUUAUUUCUCAAAUGUUGAGCACUUGUAAAUAA